GAACCCUCCAUCACCAGAGUGAUACCCUGGAGACAGUGAUCCUGGUAAAUCCCAAUGUGGACAGCAUCGUGUCUGAGGUCCGCUCACUGGUGUGUGAUUCAUCAGCCCACAAACUACUGAUCUUCUGUGGUCAGAGCUCAGAUCAGGAAGGAGACUUGAUCCUGCAGACUGGGACCUUCACUUACGAGAAGUUUGCUGAAAUACUUUCAGACCCGGAGGUUACCCAGAUUCUCAGCGACACUGAUUCCGAUAUCAAGGCCUCCCUCACUGUGUCGUGCUUGGGAGAAGGAGACUGGAGCAACCUUGGACAUCCUCGAUUUCAGGAAAUUAUUAAUCUGAAACUGAAUCCUGAUCCGGUUCUGCCAGAAAUGGAUGGGGUGUCUGAGUUUGCAGAAUAUGUCUCUGAGACAGUUGACGUGCCGUCUCCAUUUGAUCUCCUGGAGCCACCCACCUCAGGGGGCUUUUUGAAGCUUUCUAAACCCUGCUGCUAUAUAUUCCCUGGGGGAAGAGGUGAUUCUGCUCUCUUUGCUGUCAAUGGGUUUAACAUCCUUGUGGAUGGUGGCUCUGACAGAAAAUCCUGCUUCUGGAAGCUGGUAAGGCACCUGGAUAGGAUUGACUCAAUCCUGCUCACCCACAUCGGUGCAGACAACCUACCUGGUAUCAAUGGGCUGCUGCAGAGGAAAGUUGCUGAGCAAGAGGAGGAACAAUCCCAGGGCUCUACCAACUACAGUGACUGGAUGAAGAACCUAAUUUCUCCUGAGCUAGGGGUGGUUUUUUUUAAUGUUCCUGAAAAACUGAAGAUGCCCGAAUCAUCCAUGAAAGUGAAGAGGAGCAUCGAAGAAGCUUGUCUGACACUGCAGUAUCUCAGCAGACUAGGCAUUAAAGCAGAGCCGCUCUACAGGGUGGUGAGCAGUACCAUUGAACCUAUCACUCUUUUCCAUAAAAUGGGAGUGGGUAAGCUGGACAUGUAUAUACUGAAUCCUGUCAAGGACAGUAAAGAAAUGCAGUUUCUAAUGCAGAAAUGGGCUGGUAAUAGUAAAGCGAAGACUGGCAUAAUUCUCGCAAGUGGGAAAGAAGGUGAAAUUUCUGUUCCCUAUCUCACAUCCAUCACAGCCCUGGUGGUGUGGCUUCCAGCCAGCCCAACAGAGAAAAUUGUAAGGGUUUUGUUUCCUGGAAAUGCUCCUCAAAAUAAGAUACUGGAAGGUCUUGAGAAACUCAAGCACCUGGAUUUUCUGAGGUACCCAGUGGCUACUCAGAAGGACAUCACUUCUGGAAUGCCUCCACCUGUGCUGAAGCAGACCAAAAUUAAACAAAGAACUGACAGUAAAGAGAGUCUUAAAUCUUCCCCCAAGCCAUCUGUGACAAAGCAAGCUAAGAAAGAAGAGGCAGUUGAGGAGGGGAUUAAGGAGGUAAAACCAGAAGUCGUAAAGGAUGCUAAAAUUGAGAAAAAGGUUAAAGAACACUCAGAGAAAAUUCUUGAGAAACUUGUUAAACAUGAAAAGAUAAAGACAGAGUCAAGUGAUGCUCUCAAAGCUGAGAAAAGAAAAUUGGCAAAAGACAAGGUUGGAAAAAAGCAUCUCAAAGAGAAAGUAUCCAAACUGGAGGAGAAGAAAGACAAAGAAAAGAAAGAGAUUAAGAAGGAGAAAAAGGACUUAAAAAAAGAUGAUGGAAAGAAAGAGGAAAAAAAAGAUUCCAAGAAAGAGGAUAAAAAGAAAGAAACCAAACCAGAGCCCAAAAAAAUUUCUAAACCAGACUUAAAACCAUUUACUCCAGAAGUAAGAAAAACAUUAUACAAAGCAAAAGUUCCAGGCAGACUCAAAACUGAGAAGAUUAAGAUCAAACCUGAAAAGGAAAUACCUGCUGACCUGAAGAUGUCACCAAUGGAGAAGGCACCUGUGCAGGUGGAGCCAGGAGAGGCUUCCAUAGCUGAACAGAGGCUAGUCCUAUCUUCACCAGAAGAUCUUACAAAGGACUUUGAGGAACUGAGGCAUGAGGAGAAAGAGGCCUUGCAGGUGGCGCAAGAAAUGUCUGAUAUUGAGGUUAGUGAUAAGAUUAUGAGAAUACCUGAAACUGAGAUAAGAGACUCUGCUGACAUGAUUGCUCAGAGCUGCCUUGAAGUGGAUCUGCUUUUGAAAACAAACAUUCCUGAUCAGGUACCAUCACAGAUAGACCUCUUAGCAAAGGGUGUUCGAUCACCAGUGCUCAGAGAGGAAGACAAGGAGGAAGAGGAGAAAAUCCCUUUGGACAGAAAACAGAGGGAAGCAGAAACAAAGACUUGUGAGGGGACAGAGGCACAGGAAGAGGGUGAGAAGGAAAAGAAAGAAGAUGUGAUAGAAAAGGCAGAACUGGAAGAAAAGGAAGAAUACCUUGUGAAGGUAGAGGAGAAGGUGGAAGAGAAUAGAGACUUCUAUGAGCUGAAUCAGGAUGAGAGGGAGAACAAAAUGUUUACCACUACAGAAAAGGAAAAAGAAUUUAGUGACAUGGGUGAGAAAAACAAGUUACUUGGAAAAGACAUAAGAAAGGAAGAAUCAUAUCUGAGCACUCUGCCAGUCACACCAGGGGCAGCAGCAGAACAUGUUUCAUAUAUCCAAGAUGAAACAAUCCCAGGAUACUCAGAAACAGAGCAGACCAUUUCUGAUGAAGAAAUACAUGAUGAACAGGAAGAGAGGAUCCCACACUUGAAGUAUGAUGUCAAUGCCUAUGACAUUUCUGUUCCUGACCACCCAGGCUCUUUUGAAGCAAUACAUGGAAUACAGGCCAUGCCUACUGCUGACCUUUCAGCCAAGGGCUAUGUUGGCCAGGAGUCUGAAAUCCUGGCAUAUCCUACAAACAUUGUGGCAGCACCUCUAGCUGAGGAGGAACAUAUAUCCUCUGCCACCUCCAUUACAGAAUGUGAUAAGCUUUCAUCUUUUGCAACUUCAGUAGCAGAAGACCAAUCUGUUGCAUCUAUAACAGCACCACAAACAGAAGAGACUGGGAAAAGCUCUUUACUUCUAGACACAGUAAACAGCAUGCCCUCCUCUCGGACUGAAGCAACCCAAGGUCUCGACUAUGUUCCCUCUGCUGGCACAAUCUCUCCCACAUCAUCCUUGGAGGAAGACAAAUAUUUUAAAUCUCCACCCCCUGAAGAUUUCCACACCUUAGCAGAAGGAGAGAGAAAACUGGAAGCUCAAAAAAAGGAUCUUCAUGAAGAGGCAGAAGAUGAAGAGGAAGAAGAAGAUGGGACUCCAAAUAUUGAAAUGCCUGAGAAACUCAGGGGGCAUUACAGUACCCCCAUGUUUGCUCAUCAAGCAUGUCCUGACAACGUUGAUGCUGCGGAGGCUGAGGAACGAUGCAUGAGUCCUGAUGACAGUACAGUCAAAAUGGCCUCUCCCACCCCAUCUGGCCCCACUAGUGCAGGACACACACCUUUCUACCAGUCUCCAGUGGAGGAAAAACUAGAAACAGUAGAUUCAGAUCUAUUUGAAAAACAAACAGAUGAUGCUGCCAAGAAAUUGGAAAGCCAGACUUGUGUUGUGGUGAAGAGAACCAAGGGUGAACCGUUCGGAGAAGACGUGGUAUCUGCAGCAAAAUACAGACAUGAAAAAGAAGUGCCUGGACCCGAACAGCACACACUGGACCUGGGCAGUGACGUUCCAGUGUCUCUUGGAGAGGAGGUGCAGGAAGAACCGCUGGGGAAGGAGGAGCUGCCCUGGCUCUCCUACCACAAGCAGGACACAGUGGUGAUAGGGGAGGAGGAGGAGCGUCCCGUGCGGCUCCACCCCAGCACAGAUGUGUUUCUGGAGCCAGAAAAAGAGUUCAGCGAAGCUCAAGAAGAAAAAUCUCCAGAAAUGGAAGACUUUUACAUGAAAGAUUUAAGCUGUGAGAAGAAAGUGUGGUUCCCAGAAGAGGUGGAUGAGAAGCCUGUUCAGGGAAGGAGGCAGAUAUAUGAUAAAGAGAGAGAGAGCACAUUCUUGGAUGAGAUUCCAGAUAGUGCUGUGAAAACACAUACAGCUGAAACCAAAGACUUUGUGUUUGCUAAAGAAUAUGGUUCUCCAUUCACCAGCGGCAUGGGUGACAGCAUUUCGCCAAGCAGAAAGGAGUGCCAGAGCUCAGAGACCACACCAUGCUCUGCAGAGAAACAACGGCAACCCUGCGUAAGCAGCCCAGAGCAAAAGGCACCAUUUUCAGAGCACCCGUUGACACUGACAUCUCUCCCUGAUGUCCUGACAUCAUUUUCUCAUCAGCAGCACGAAGAUGAAACCACAGCCAAUGGUCCAACAGAGGUGAGCACCAGUCUGCAAGCUUUCCAAAGUACGUACCAUGCAGCAGAGGCAAAAGAUGAAAAACCAUGUGCUGAUUCUGACAGCAGUUUUUCUCCAUGCGCAGGCAAAGAGGACACAGAGAGGCAGAGCCGUCCUUCCUCUCUGAUGUCCCCUGCACACAGUUUCCAGCCCUUUUUCCCAGAUGUGCAGAGGAGUGGAAAAACAGAGGACCAUGGAGAUGCUUCCCAUGAGAUGGAGCCACAUCUAGGAGGCAGUUUUGGUUGCAGACAGAAAUUCUCCUCAUGUGAAUACAAACACAGGAAAGGAGAGCUCUCUCCCUCAUUCAUCAACCCGAGCCCUCAUGAGCUCUCUGAAGAUAGUGACCUCUCACAGGAGGACGGUCAUCCUUCAGUGCAAGGAAGACCACCCCACACUGGUAGUAGUCCCAUGCAAAGUGCCACAGUGGAGGAAACUCCUCCAACGUCAGUGAGUGAUUCUGGAACCUCUCAGUCAGACUCGGAUGUCCCGCCUGAGACAGAAGAAUGUCCGUCCAUCACAGCAGAUGCCAACAUGGACUCAGAUGAAGACGCUGAUUUCCUUCCAGUGGACAAAGCUGUUGGGAAUGCUCAUCACACCAGUUCUAGGUCCAGCCAUGAUCCUCAGCCUGUUCCAAUGGUAGAUCCUCAUCCCCAUCCUCCUCACCCUGAUGUCUGCAUGGUAGACCCUGAUAUGUUGGUAAAUGAGCAAAGCAUGAGCAGAACUGAUAAAAUCUCCAAGAAAGACAUAAAAGAAAAGAACAAAAGUGUGAGGAAGCCCUUGAACAAACCCAAGUCUUCCUCACCUGCGCGUAAAUUAGAUGUGAAAGGGAAACGAUCCCCCACUCCUGUGAAACAGCCAUCGGACAAAUCUCCAAAAUCUGUCACUGCCAAAAAAGAAAGAGAUGGUGGAGAAAAGCCCAAACCACGCGGUGGAAUGGUGCAGCCAGAGGAUGAGUUAUCCCGGAGCAGCCACAGCAACCCUGGCAAGAGCCUUGUUAAUGGCAUCAAAACAAACCCUGCUUCCAAUAGUCCUAAGAGCAGUUUGCCUGUGCCCAUGGGUCCACCUGUCUAUGUGGACUUGGCAUACAUCCCCAACCAUUGCAGCGGAAAGAACACGGAUCCGGAGUUCUUCAAGCGAGUUCGAGCAUCGUAUUAUGUUGUGAGUGGGAACGAUGCAGCCAAUGGAGAACCAAGCCGUGCAGUGUUGGAUGCCCUCCUGGAGGGGAAGUCUCAGUGGGGUGAGAACCUGCAGGUGACAUUGAUCCCAACACAUGAUACUGAGGUGACACGAGAAUGGUACCAACAGACCCAUGAGAAACAGCAGGAGCUAAACAUCAUGGUACUGGCAAGCAGCAGCACUGUUGUAAUGCAGGAUGAAUCUUUUCCAGCCUGUAAGAUCGAAUUCUAAAUCUUCCACA
Messenger RNA from Nestor notabilis (Kea), 5700 nucleotides. RefSeq names its product microtubule-associated protein 1A (gene MAP1A). The transcript has 9 exons. The record is from RefSeq and is a predicted model, not a curated record. NCBI's taxonomy places the organism in Eukaryota, Metazoa, Chordata, Aves, Psittaciformes, Psittacidae. Gene Ontology annotation, molecular function: microtubule binding; actin binding. Gene Ontology annotation, cellular component: microtubule; dendrite; cytosol. Gene Ontology annotation, biological process: axonogenesis; microtubule cytoskeleton organization; dendrite development. The coding region runs from base 369 to 5690 and encodes 1773 amino acids.